This is a messenger RNA of Leptopilina boulardi, 4899 nucleotides long. RefSeq names its product zinc finger protein 521-like. Gene Ontology annotation, biological process: regulation of DNA-templated transcription. NCBI's taxonomy places the organism in Eukaryota, Metazoa, Arthropoda, Insecta, Hymenoptera, Figitidae. The record is from RefSeq and is a predicted model, not a curated record. Gene Ontology annotation, molecular function: DNA-binding transcription factor activity, RNA polymerase II-specific; RNA polymerase II cis-regulatory region sequence-specific DNA binding. The coding region runs from base 559 to 3942 and encodes 1127 amino acids. The transcript has 3 exons.
GAUAAUAAACCUGUUGUAACGUGCACAUUUUCUUUGUGUGUGAAAAUGUUUUUUCAAAUGUAUUAAAUCAUUUAAUGCGAUUUCCACUUAUAUUUGUAAUCAGCAAUAGCACAAAACGUAAAAUAAUUUACUCUUGAUGCAAAUGUAAGUGAAGACAUUUUUUUACAUUAUUCGUCUUGAUUGUUGAUAUAAAAAAUAAAAUGUAGAAAUAACAAUUUUCGAAUAUUUGAAAAUUAAACGUUUUCUUUCGACACUCUUGUACAAUAAAAGAGAGUUUAAAACUUUUUCUCUCAUCUACGAAAUUAUACACAACAUAAACAAUAAACGUUAAAUGUGCCAUUUAAAGAUUUAUGAAGUCUGUGCCUUGCUUCAAACCAGUUUGGAGAAAUAUUUAAAAAUUUCCAUGAAAAGCAAUUACAUUAAAGGUAUAAAUCUAUGUUUUUACAACGAAAAAUUAAGAUUCGUUGCAAAUAUCAAACUUUAAUGUUACUAACAAUUAGAAAAAUUCACUGAUUAUUGUUUUUCAUUGUUAUUAUUUUUUUUUUUUUGCUAUUCAAAAUGAAUUCAACAAAUGAUAAUAAUUAUUUUAAACCAAAAUGUAAAGGAUCCAAAUAUUCUGGUUCAUCUGAAGAAUAUUAUGAAAAGGGAUUGGAAAUUUUGAAUCCUUCAAUGAAAAAAUUCUUCAAUUCCUUGAAAUUAUCACCUAAGGUAUUAUUUGUUAAAUUACAUAAAAAUGAUAAACAUUCGUCAAAUGGAUGUUUAUAUAAACUCAGGAAUAAAUCGACAAUUCAAUUUUUAACGCCAAGUGAAGUUAAACAAAUUGCCAAACAGGAUGUUGAAUUAAUGUACAAUAUAAUGAAGAAGAAAAUACUUUCAUUGGGAAAAUUAAAUACAAUUAAUUUUAAUAAUACAGUGAAUGGAAUUGAGGAUAGUGAAACAUUUUUUAAGAAGAACAAAAAGAAGAAUAAUAAUAAUAAUGAUAAGAAUUUUGUUCAUCGUAUUGAAGAGAAUUCAACAUUACCAACUUUAACUUGUGUGCAUUGUAAUAAAAAAUUUUUAACAUUAAUUAGUCUGAAACAUCACAUGAGCACGCGUCAUUUAACUGAUGAUGUUGAUGAUGAUUUUGACAAAAAUUGUAAUAGAAAUCCCCCUUUGGAAUUAUCAGUCUUAAAGCAAAAUAAAUUGUCACCAAAUAAUGAUUUAUCAUCAAAUAAUGAUUUAUCACCAAAUAAUGAUUUAUCAUCAAAUUUAAAAUUUCUCGAUUUAGAAACAAAGACAAAAAUACCAACAAAUAAUUUUUCUUGUGAUGUAUUGUGUUGCGCGUGCCUAAAAAUAAUUAUCGAUGUUCGACCAUUUUUAGAUUCACUUGUUAAUAAUAUUUAUCUACCUUGUUUAUAUUGUCAAUCGGAAUUAUCAGUCGUUGUUUUUUUAAAUCACAUUGCAACAAAACAUCUCCCUUGUAAAUUAGACGAAUGUCAUUCGAAAUUAAUAGAUAACGGUUAUAAAUUACGUCAAGUUUUAACAAUGGAAAAUGAAUUCGAAUGUAUACAUGUUGAUUGUGAUCAUUAUUAUUUUAUUGAUUUAAAUGAACCAAAUAUUAGUGUAACUGUUGAUAAUGUUGAUUUAAAUCAAAUAAUAAAUAAUGAGAAUGAAAAUUUAAAAAUUGAAAAUGAAGAACUUGAAAAUAAUUUAGAAAACAGUUUAGAAAACAGUUUAGAAAACAAUUUAGAAAACAGUUUAGAAAAUAGUUUAAAAAAUGGUUUAGAAAAUGGUUUAGAAAAUGAAAAUACAGAACAUGAAAUAAAUUGUGAAAUUAUCACCGAUUCUUUAGAAGAAAAAAUUCAUUUACGUUGUAGUGUUUGUGAGAAAAAUUUUCAACACGAACAAAAAUUAUUGAGACAUCUUUUUAUAAAACAUCGUUUCACUUAUCCAUUCACUUGUGACAUUUGUUUCUUUUCAUUCAAAAGUGAAAAAGAAUUGGAAAUUCAUGUUCAAAAACACAAACCAGAAAUUGAUGGAAAUUUUGAAUUAACAACUGAAGAAAUUUCCACUGAAACGGAAACAAAAAUAACUUCAGUGCAAGAGGAAAAAAUCAAUGUAUCAAUAAUUAAAGAAAAAGAAGAAGAAGAAAAACAUCCCUCGAAAAUGAAAAUUUCUUGUAUAGUCGAAAAAGUUGAAUAUCCUCUCGAUAUACAUAAUUUGUAUGCACACAUUCGUAAAGCAAAUGAUCCAACGGAAAUUAAUAGUUCUGAAUUAAGACUCGAGACAAGUUUUAAUAAUUCAAAUAAUAUGGAAAGUCCAAAGAAAUGUAAUUUAUUGUCUGAGGAAAAAGUUAAUAAAAAUUUUGAAUGUGAAAUUUGUGGUAAAAAAUUUAAUUCACAAAGGCCAUUUAGUGAACAUUUAUUUUUUACACACGAUGUUGAAUUUCAAGAAUCAGUUGUACUCGAUUUUUUGAAAUCAAAUGAAGAUAAAAAUUUAACGACAAAUAAUUCAGUAUUCAAUUAUUCAACACAAAAUUUACCAUUAAAUAAUCAAAAAAAUGUAUCAAAAAAACGCAAAAGAAACAUAACUGAAAACAAUGAUAAUUUACGUAUUCAAAUUCCAAAAAUAGAAGAAAAUUUUGAAAUGAAGAAUAAAAAAAAUAUUAAAAUAUUAGAUUCUCAAACAACGAAUUCAGUUAGAAAGAGAAAUACAAAUUCAACAAAAAUAGAUGAUAAAAUAAGAAAAUUUAAAUUGGAAGAUUUAAAAAAAUUAAAAAAAGAAUUAGUAAUGAAAACUAAUAUUUUGACAAGUGAAAAUAUAAAAAUAAAAGAUGAACAUCCGUGUUGUGAUUGUAAUAAAAUAUUUCUAACAAAAUCAAUAUUGGAAAAGCACAAACGUUUAAUGCAUCAAGAUAAAAAAAUUGCGGGUUUUUUAAUUAAAAAUCCAAUUUUGAAAGCGAAAUCAAUAAAUUGUCCAAUUUGUAAUUUAAUUUUUCCAUCGCAACAAAAUUUAAAAGCACAUUUAAUGGUAUAUCAUGAACGUGUAACUGACAGUUGUCAAUUGUGUGAUAAAUUAUUUUCCUUUGGACGUGGUGUACGACAUAUUCUUGAUUUUCACAUUAUUCCAUAUUGUGAAAAUGUAAAUAAAAAGAAUUUUGAACUUUUUAAAAAGGGCAAUUCAAUAGAUGAUGUUAACGAAACAAUACGUGUAUUGGGUGAAAAAAGAUUAAAAGCACUUUGUUCUUACAGUACAUUUAUAAAUGAGGAUACAUAUAAAUGUCAAAAUUGUCAACAUUCAACAACUGCAAUUUAUUAUUAUCGUAAUCAUUAUCUUCAAACACAUGAAAAAUUUUGUAUUCUUUGUAAUUUAUCAUUUCAAACAAAUAUUGAUUUUUUGCAACAUUUAAAAUUAAUACAUCAUUCGUCGAAACAUUAUUUAUGGUUUAUCGAUACAUUAAUAUCGACAAUUUUAAUGAUUGGAAAAAAUAAGGAUAAUUCAUUUGAAUCAUUUCAAGAUAUUAUUAUGAGAAAAUUUAAUGAAGAAAAAUUUCAAUCAAUUAAUGAUUAUAAUCAAAUGAAUGCGCACAAUUUACCAUUAGUUACAGAUGAGAAAGAAGUAACCAAAUUAGAUGAAUCUUAUAAUAAUGUUUUAUUACCUGAUUUUUGUAUGGAAUGUGAAAUAAGUGAGAAUGGAACACUUGUUAUGCAAAAUGACAAUGGUAUUAAAAAUCCAAUAAUUUUGUCAAAUUUCAGUGAUAUAAAUGAACAAAACAAAUGUGAAACAAUUGUUAAUAAUUCAAAUUCUUUGGAUAUUUCAAAUUGUAUAUUAGAUUAUCCAAUUAUUAUUAGCGAUGAUUUUAUAAAUAAUUUACAAAAUGAUAAAAUUUUGACUGAUGCUAAUGCUAAUAAUGAUAAUAAUCAUAUCUUUGCUGAUGUUCAAUUAAAUGGAGAGGAACAAUAAUUUUUAGAUAUUUAUCAGAGUGUAUCGCAUGAUUUUGCGGCAAAUUAUUUGAAUUAAAAUAUUAACGAAUCAGGUAUGUUUAAUAAUAAAUUGCUAUAUAUAAAAAAAAAAUCACAAAUUUUCUUACAAAUUUACAUUUUUAAUUUUAUAAAAUUAAUUGCUUCUAAAAGAAAACUUAUUGUCAAUUUUAAGAAAUAUCAAAAAAAAAUUUUAUAUAUGUUUCAUCGAACUGAAAAUAAAAGAAAAAACAUUUUUUAAAAUAAAAUAUUUAUCAUCAAAAAUUUUUAUACCAUCUUCUUUGCAUUAAAAAAGAAUUUUUAAAACUUUGAAAAAAAAAUCGCGCGAUACAUUCUGUAAAUAUCUAUAGAUUUCAAAAAAAAAAACAAAAAAAACAGGAAACGAUAAAACGAUUCUGUUAUUUUAAUGGAUAAAAAAAAGGUUCAAAGUACCUUAACUUUGUUUUUGAAUUAUUUACUUAUACAUGACUUUAUAUUAUAAAUAUUAUUACUGUACAUUUUAUACUAUAAAUUUUAUAUUUAUCAUUUAUUCUUAAAAAUUGUAGAAAGGGACCAAAGAAGCAAAAAAUUAGAGGUUAUGUUUAUGAUUGUUUAGAAGUAAAAAUACAUCUCUCAAUAUAUAAAAACGAUAUAUUUAAGUCUUCAUUACCUCAUUACCCCUCAAAUAUUCAAUAAAAAUAUUUUGAUUUUACAUUAUUAAAAAGAAACAUUAUUCCAGGUAAAAACUAUCAUAAACAUAACCUUCAUUUUUUUUUGCUUCUUCUCUUUCUUCAGAGAGCGUCACAUAUUAUAUUUAACACGUUUUUUAAAAUGUUAUUCAAGAUUUAAAAAAGAAAUAAACAAAAAAUACUGUUAAAGAAAAUUAUUGUCAUUAUGACUCUUUUUGUUAAAAUUAGUUAAAAUUAAGAAAAAAGAAACAUUUAUUAUUUUAAAUAAAUUA